GAGGGGGAAGGGGGACCAUGGUUAGAGUCAUUAUAUUUCAGGUGGCUGCAUUGUGGACCAUGAUGUUAACGUGACCGGAGACUCUGGACCACAGAAGGUUCAUCAUUACCUCUUCUUCUCAUCUCACUACUGUGAGGUCACUUCCUCUCUCGGUUUCAGGUUCUCCUGACACUCUGACAUCACAGGGGUUAUCACAGAGAUAUUCAACAGGCCCAGAACCAUGCUAUUAACCAAUCAGCUUCACUUCACAGGGCUGUACUUACAGAUGAUUAACCAAUCAGCUUCUCUUCACAGGGCUGUACUUACAGAUGAGACAGAAUGCAGACAGACCUUCCUUCUUCCAGUCCAUUUCCCCAAGGUGGCGUGGUUUUCAGUGUGUCUGUGUUUUGAUUCUAAUCAAUGGUAAGUUUGUUUCAGAACCAGACACUCCCCCUCAGUUUCUGCUAGCCAGGACAUUUUCAGACUACGAGGUACAAUUGUCAUGGGAACCACCGAAAGAGGCCAACUCUGAGAUCCUCUACUACAUAGUCAGAGUCUGGAAUGAGUCUUCUGAGGUGUGGCAGAAUGUGACAGAUACAGCUGUGGUUAUCAGUGUUGACUCAGAGAGUCGCUACAAUGCCUCUAUCUCCAGCUGGACACGCCUGGGGGACGGGGGAGUCCUUAUAUACAUCAGCUUCAGUACUAUUGACACAGUGCCGUUUGACCCUCCCCAGAAUGUGUCGUUGGUGAACCUGACCUCUUCCUCGGUGACCAUGCUCUGGCAACCUCCCACUCAGCCAAAUGGAAUACUCCUGCACUACACUCUGUACUACUCAGACAAUACCACUGUCACAGAACAGCAUAUCCCAGUGUCAGAGCUGGACCCUGUCUCCCCGGGGGAGGACCUGUCCUACCGUUUGUCUGGCCUGAGAGGAGGACAGAACUACAGCCUCUGGCUGACUUCCAGCACCCUGCAGGGGGAUGGGGGGGUCCAUACUGAUCCCUUAAACCUACUCACCCCAGAGGAUGCCACCGGACCUCCAGCCCACCCUGCCUGUCCUGCCCUGCCAAGCCCAGCAGGGCUCACUGCCCUGGGCUCAGACACCCACACACCGCCCUCUCUCCUCCACCCAUCCAUCCACAUUACCAGCCUCUCAAUCUGCCUUCACUGAGGUCUCCCCUCCCUCCUUGUUUCCUCCAUCUCCACUUCUCUUAUUCUCUCCAUCCCUGUUUCCCGAGGUGUGCACAUGCUCAGUUUGCUCUCUCAAUAUGGUCAGACUCAGUGACCGGAGCUUAGAGGAUAUACACCAGAAGAGGGUGUAGCCAGGAUGAGUAUCUGCUGUUCAAAGUGUCUUUCUUCAAACUUCCUCGACUUGAAGUUUUUCAAAACAAAGUUUCUCGAUAUAACUUUUCUACAAACAAAGUUUCUCUGGUCAAAUGUUUUUCUUUUCACACUGAGGUUCUCCCUGUUGAUCAUGGGGUGAUGAUCCUCAUGAUGAUGAUGAUGAUGAUGAUGAUGAUGAUGAUGAUGAUGAUGAUGAAGUGCUGUUUUGUGUGUCUCUCUGUCCCUGGGGUGGCUCAAGUGUUUGAUUUCUUAAUAAUAUUGUUGAUUUGGGUGGAGAUGUAUUACAUGUAUAUACAGCAUCCAUCAACUUACUGUAGCUUGAAGUGUUUAAGCAAUGACACCCUGUUUGCUAUGUAAUGCAUAUUGCCCCAUCAUUUCGGACGCAGUCCUAGUAUUCAGUGAUAUAAA
Messenger RNA from Oncorhynchus gorbuscha (pink salmon), 1732 nucleotides. RefSeq names its product phosphatidylinositol phosphatase PTPRQ-like. The record is from RefSeq and is a predicted model, not a curated record. Lineage: Eukaryota; Metazoa; Chordata; Actinopteri; Salmoniformes; Salmonidae. Gene Ontology annotation, molecular function: protein binding. The transcript is spliced from 5 exons. The coding region runs from base 309 to 1151 and encodes 280 amino acids.